AUGCCUCACAUUGACGCGCAUGAAUCGCGCACAUCUUUGCUCGAAGACAAAGAAUCAUCUCUCCUUCACAAUAGGCAGUCAAAGCACACAAGAACAGCUCUCGAUGCAGAUCAUGAUCUUGAAGCACCGCCUCACCAUGAGUGGGACAUGAGAAGUCAGGACGACUCCGAUGAUGAAUCCCAAAGCGAUGAGGAUUUCGAUGUAUAUCGUGACUUUUUAAAUUAUGGUCAAUCAGGCGACGCGCUGCCACUCUAUGACAAUAUGGACAACCAGCAAGUAACAUCGAAUCGGUCAUCUCACUUUGGUUCGGUACCACCGCUAGCUUCAAGACCCAAGUCACAACCCCUUCUUCAGAUCCCCACGCAUCUUCAAGAUACCUCGUCAGCGGCCUUGUUCGACACACGAUACGCUAAUGACUCGCUUGUCGUAGGCAACGACACAAAACCCUAUGGCACACUGCUUGGGCACAGCAACUCGUCUUUCGAGUUGGCUGAUAUAGCGCCGCCUGGUGCAGAAUACUCGACAACGGAGCUUGCUGAAAUGACACGGUCGCAUCGGCGCAAAGUAUGGCGCCAGAAGCAAGCUCGCACAUUCGAUCACUGGCUACAUGGACAGCACCUUAUGUGUGGCUGGUUGGGUCGAGGUACUGCUCUCAUGAUUUUGUUUGUGUUUUUCAUCAUGCUGAUUCUAAUUUUGUACUUUGUGAUACCUCGUGUACCUACUGUUCAUCUCGUCACGCGUAACGCACUUACACCUGCUUCGAAAAAGUCUGAUAUGGUUCUUUCUGGUGCGCCUACAGGCUUCAAAAUGAAUGGCACUAUGAAUGUGCGUCUAGACAACAACGAUGGAUGGGUUCCUUCACACUUGCUUUCACUUCACACAGAUGUCACACUCAGCUCCACAAAUGUGAAGAUUGGCUCGGGUGAUGUGCAUUCACAAUGGAUCCCUGGUCGCAAAGUGACUCAAGUGCAAGUCCCUAUCUCCUUUUCGCACAAAAGCCUCAAUGUCACUGGAGAUGAUACCCAGCAAACCAUGCAGAAAGCCUGCGCACAUCUUUACCGCGGAGUUCAGCGUCCAAGUGAGUACGACUGGUGUUUUUUACUCACCCUCCCCCACUUACACGGACCCUUUCCGCUUUUCCCCACGGUUGCAGGCAUCAGUUUACAGAUUGACAUGCAAAUGGAAAUUGGCGGCAUAUUAGGAAAGCAUAAAUCCAAAUUGAACUUGCAGGACAUUGACUGCCCAUGGGAAUUACCGAACUAG
Malassezia globosa CBS 7966 is the source of this 1263-nucleotide messenger RNA. RefSeq lists its product as uncharacterized. The record is from RefSeq and is a predicted model, not a curated record. NCBI's taxonomy places the organism in Eukaryota, Fungi, Basidiomycota, Malasseziomycetes, Malasseziales, Malasseziaceae. The coding region runs from base 1 to 1263 and encodes 420 amino acids. The transcript is spliced from 5 exons.